Molecule: messenger RNA, 1206 nt
Organism: Moneuplotes crassus
Lineage: Eukaryota; Ciliophora; Spirotrichea; Euplotida; Euplotidae
Source: the annotation of a GenBank genome assembly
UAUUUUAAUAAAUGGGCAACUGAAUUAGAACUUGCACUGAAGAAAACAAAGCUGAAGAGCUUAAGAGUAUUGAUCACCAAGUUGACUAUGUACAUUCCCUCCAAAAUAUAAAGAAGGAAGAGGACCAGGACAAGUUUAAUAACGAAAUCAUUAAGAAGACCAUUAGCAUCCAAGCAAUUAGAAGAGGAAGUGUGAAAAGAAAAGAAUACGAGAAAUUAUUAUUAGCUCGGAAGGAAUCAACGAGAUAUUUAAAAUUAGAAGAAUCUCAAGAAACUAUUCAAAAAGGAAAAGUUUAUGACUUCGACCAGCCCAGAGUAACAAAGAAAUACACCUACAAAUCAGGAGUUGUGUAUGAAGGUGAAUGGAAGGGAGGUUUCAGAGAUGGCAUUGGCACUCAGAAAUGGCCAGAUGGAGCAACCUACGAGGGAUCUUGGAGAUUCAAUAAAGCUGAAGGAAAAGGAAAGUUCACUCAUACUAAUGGAACCAUUUAUGAAGGUAGUUGAGCCAAUGAUAAAGCUAAUGGGUUCGGAGUAUACAAUCAGAUUAAUGGCGCUACUUACCAUGGACAUUGGCAAAAUGACAAUAUGCAUGGGAAAGGAAUUGAAAUACAGGCAGAUAAUUCAGAGUAUGAAGGGGAAUUUCAAGAAGACAAAAAGCACGGCUAUGGGGUGGAAAAAUGAAAUGAUGGUAGUAUUUAUGAAGGCCAGUGGUUUGAGAAUAAAAAAUGAGGUGUCGGAAUUAACAAAUGGAAUGACGGGAAAAUAUAUAGAGGAGAAUGGAUGGAUAAUAAAAGGAAUGGAUUAGGAUUUUAUGUUUGGAAAAAAGGCAGCAGAUUUUGUGGGCAGUACAAAAAUGAUCAAAAACAUGGGUAUGGAAUUUACAAAUAUCCAAGCGGGAAAUAUUUUAAAGGAUCUUGGGCUUUUGGUAAGGAGCAUGGUCUUGGCUGCUACAUAUUUCCAGAUAAUGCUAUUGAUAAGUAUUGAAUAUGGGAAAAGGGCAGAUGAAUUAAAUGGUUAGAGCCUAAAUUAGUGGAGAAGAUCAAAGAUGGAGACACUUCCUGGACUAAAUAUUUUCAAGAUAAUAACUCAGCUAAACAUGUUGAUAUACAAGCUGGUUUUACAAAGCCAAGAUGGUUUGAUAUCAAGCUUUUGGAAGUAUCUAAGAAGAUAGGAAAGCUCGGCAGUUCUUAAUUUUUACUUUCAUAUC